Homarus americanus (American lobster) is the source of this 2508-nucleotide messenger RNA. RefSeq lists its product as uncharacterized. The coding region runs from base 129 to 2288 and encodes 719 amino acids. Gene Ontology annotation, biological process: recombinational repair. The record is from RefSeq and is a predicted model, not a curated record. The transcript is spliced from 5 exons. NCBI's taxonomy places the organism in Eukaryota, Metazoa, Arthropoda, Malacostraca, Decapoda, Nephropidae.
UAAAAAUUAGCUCAGUAAAGUAAUUAUCUUGGUGAGGCUCGGGAGGGACUGGCGCCACUUGUUGACACUUGAACAGCUGUUGGCAGAACUGGGCCCUUAGAGCUGCAGCUAUUGUGUAGUCGUUUACUAUGGACGGCGAUGACGACAGUAGUUUUAUAGAUGAUUUUUUACAAGAAGUAUUUGAACCUGCUGAAGUCAGUAACUUAGCACAAAAUAAGCCAUUUCUGUGUAAUAAACAGAACUACAAUACUCUUCUAGAUUCCACUUCUCCACUGAAGAUGACUUCAAGUACCCCACCAUUAGAAAUUGAUAAUGGUCGCAAAAACAGAUCCCAAAAUGCUGAAAAUCCAAAGGACAAAUCAAACCUGAAGUUUAUAUCAAGGGAAAAUGGAUGUAUGGAAAAAUUUACAUCUAAUGAUAGUUUUGAUUUUGAUGAUGAUUUUCCCUUUGAUAAUUUUGAAAUUGAAGAGACUAAUUAUAAAAAAUCAGUCAUAACGAGCACUCCACCAGAUUCAGAAUUUACCCAAAGCUCAAAUAUCAAAAUGAACAAUCAGGCUGAGAUUAGCAAAGAGUUUAAAGCAAGUAAUUUAGUCAGUAAUGACACUGAAAAAAGGAUUGAUUUUAGGUCUAGAAUUCUCAGAACAUUAAAAGAAAAUAAAAAUUUAACUUCAGUCUCUCAAUACAACUCUCCCUCUUCAAUUUCAUUACAGUCAGUAAAAAGCAACCUUAUUGAAUCCUCUCCAUGUUUGUAUGAAAAUAACAAAAAAAGAGUAUCUCCAGAACUCAGCAACAUAAAUAAAGAAGUCAGUGAUUCAUCAAUUAAGAAACCAUGUAAGCAGAUUCAUAGACCUGAUGAAAUCCAUCCUGCUAACAUCCAUUCCCCUAGAACAACUAACAAUAUUUUAGGCAACAAUAAAAAAGCAAAUUUUCAUCUUAAUGCCAGUAACCAGUGGAAGACAUGUUCACUUCCUCAAGGAAAUAAUCCUCAGUCAGGGCACCAGCAACACUCGUCAAUUUCAAUCACACCAAUAAAGCCACCUCAAGUUAAAGUCCAGAAACUGUCAAACCCUGGGGGCCCUGUCAUUCAGAAGAGAAAAUUUCCAGGACCUGCUGGGAUUUUACCACAAUUGGGUGUGAAUAUUGCUGUUCCUAACAUCCAGCAGUUACAUGAGAAGGAAUCACCUUCAUCUGUUGUUCAGGAUGUAGUGUGCUCCCAGGACUCUGCAGACUACUUUUCUCAGGGACCUUGGCAGCAGAUGAUAAAUGAUUUGGACCUAGAUCUGACUGAAACAGUGUCUCCUUUGAAAGUGUUCAAUAUUAAAUGGGUACUUCGUACAGCUAGCUUGAAAGGUCAGGCAGGAGUGCGCAAAGUCCCAUUUUUAGCUGUAAUAGUGCACAACAUUGAUGUUAAACAUACAGAUGCUACAGCGAUAUUAAAGGAUCCAACAGGAGAAAUGAAUGGGACAAUUGCAAGUUCAGUAAUGGAUGAAUAUGGUCCAUUGUUGCAACCUGGAUCUCUGCUACUUCUCAGAGGUGUGACUGUGCUUUCACCAGUUGGUAUGAGACCAGCUACUGGAUUGAGGGAACACGCUCGACGACACUACCUCAACAUAACUCUUAACACUGUGCUCACAAUUUACACUCCCGAUGAGUUUGGACAUGCCAAUAUAACAUCUAUUGGAAGAGUUGAUAAAAGGGAAUUGUGUAGAGAAGCAGCUGCCCCAAAGAUUGCUGGUGGGUCUCGAGCUAUUGUUGAAGAAGAGGAAGAGGAAACGCUCAAAGACGAUUCUUUACAACAUCGAUCCCUCUUCUCCAAUGUGACUAGCUGCCAUGGUCGGUUAGAUCAAUCAACUUCCUUUGUGCAAAUUCCUAAUUAUAGAUCCCCAAAAUUUGAACUGAAUCCCAACUUACAGAUUAACCUUCCUCAGCCUCAGAGAUCAAAUCAACAGUACUCACCAGUUAAUAUCCCUCGCUUUACAGGGCAUGCUAGUUGUAGUAGGCCUAGGCUGCCAUCUUCAGUCCAAAAUGGAAAAAUCAUGAGUCCCAGGAUACAGUCUUCAGUACCACAUUUACAAUCUAAUAUCCAACCUUCACCCAUCCAGCCAAAAGUGCCAGUCAUUUAUAAAGGACCUACAAUAAGACAUCCAUCAUUGCCCAUUAGUAAUGCAUAUGAUGAAGGAACUAACAAAACAUCAAAUUGUAACAAAUUUUCCAGUCAAGAUGAAGAGAAAGAAGUCAAUGAUUUAUUGGAAGGAGUUGACACAGAUUCAUUAUUUGGGGAUUUUUAGUUAAAUAUUUGUGACUUUCAAAAUUAAAAACUUUGUAAAUAAUACAGUGUACAUAGCCUUUAAUAAAUUGAGAUUGUUAAGACAUUGUUAAAAUCAUAUUUUUUUUUUCCUAAUUUGUACAUAUAGAAAUACGUACUCUAGGUCAAAAUGUAAACAGUAUACAAAUUUCUACUCAGAUGUAAAUUUCAAAUAAAGGAUUAUACUUUUGUUGUUACAUUCA